This is a messenger RNA of Xenopus laevis (African clawed frog), 2865 nucleotides long. It is a transcript of the gene slc36a1.S, whose product is annotated as solute carrier family 36 (proton/amino acid symporter), member 1 S homeolog. Gene Ontology annotation, biological process: proline transmembrane transport; amino acid transmembrane transport; glycine transport. The record is from RefSeq and is a predicted model, not a curated record. Lineage: Eukaryota; Metazoa; Chordata; Amphibia; Anura; Pipidae. Gene Ontology annotation, molecular function: L-alanine transmembrane transporter activity; amino acid:proton symporter activity; L-proline transmembrane transporter activity. Bases 296 to 1738 code for a protein of 480 amino acids. Gene Ontology annotation, cellular component: vacuolar membrane; membrane. The transcript is spliced from 11 exons.
UCCUGUGAAAGAAUGAAAGGGCAAACACAGCUCUCGUUUCAGCCCAGAAACUGAGCAGACGUUCUCUUUCCAUGAUCAAAGGAUGCUGUGUUAGCUGCAAAAUAGUAAAAAAAACAAAGUGUGCUGGCCGGUGAGUUCCAGUUCCCAUGGAGACUGUCAGCCGCAGAGGCUCACGUGUGUCAUGUGAUGUGGGUGGAUCACGUGACCUGUGACUACUAGAGAAUAUGGAGAGAAGGAGCCGGGGCUGAGAAGGAAGGAGCCUGGUUCUGAUGUAGGACUGAAUCCCCCAGAAGCUAUGGAUACCUCCAGGCUGACAUCUGAGCAGUACAAUGACUACAGCUCCACAGAGGCCAGUCCCAUUGAGGAAAUCUCUCCAGGAGCCAUUGGUAACUAUGUGCCACGGCCACGGCAAUAUGAGAGGCUGGGAGAAGACAACAGCAGCACCACGUGGUAUCAGACAUUAAUCCAUUUGUUGAAAGGAAACAUUGGAACAGGACUGCUGAGUCUUCCUCUGGCAGUGAAGAACGCUGGGAUUGUGCUGGGCCCCUUGAGUCUGGUUUUUAUGGGAAUCAUUGCUGUUCACUGCAUGGACCUGCUGGUUAAAUGUGCCCAUCACCUUUGCCAAAGGGACCAACGACCCUUUGUGGACUAUGGAGAUGCUGUGAUGUACGGUAUGCAGGGCUGCCCCAGCCAGUGGCUGCAGAGACAUUCUGUUUGGGGGAGAAGGAUUGUUGGAUUCUUCUUGAUCCUCACGCAACUGGGAUUUUGUUGCGUCUACUUUGUGUUCCUGGCUGACAAUAUCAAACAGGUGGUAGAAGCAGCUAAUGGCACGACUAAUGACUGCAGCUCCAAUGAAACCGUGGUACUCGUAGAAAGUAUGGAUUCCAGGUUAUACAUUCUCUCGUUCCUGCCUUUCCUCAUCUUGCUGGUCUUCAUUACCAACCUGCGCUACUUGUCCAUCUUCUCAUUGCUGGCCAAUAUCUCCAUGCUGGGCAGUGUUAUCAUGAUCUACCAGUAUAUUGGCAGGGAUAUCCCGGACCCCACACAUCUAUCUUAUGUAUCCAGUUGGAGGUCUUAUGCUCUCUUCUUUGGCACUGCAAUUUUUGCCUUUGAGGGCAUUGGAGUGGUCCUUCCACUGGAGAAUAAAAUGAAGAUCCCUCAUCAGUUCCCUGUAGUGCUUUAUGUUGGAAUGGGCAUUGUGACAAUCCUAUACAUCAGCAUGGGUACCCUGGGAUUCUUACGGUUUGGAUCCAGCAUACAGGCCAGCAUCACGCUCAAUUUACCCAACUGUUGGUUUUACCAGUCAGUGAAACUACUCUACACGUUUGGCAUUUUCAUCACCUUCGCCCUACAAUUCUACGUUGCCGCAGAGAUUAUAGUCCCGGCCGCCACUUUACACGUGCACGAUCGCUGGGUGCGCUGCGUGGAUCUGACAGUGAGAGCGGCUUUGGUUUGUCUUACAUGUGUCCUUGCGAUCCUUAUCCCUCACCUGGGCCUUGUCAUCUCAUUGGUGGGAUCGGUUAGCAGCAGCGCCCUGGCCCUUAUCAUUCCUCCCCUUCUGGAAAUCCUCACCUAUUACACCGAAGGCUUGAGCCGAUGGAUCAUCGCCAAGGACAUUUUUAUCAGCCUUGUGGGCUUUCUAGGAUUUCUGUUGGGGACAUACGUAGCAUUGUGGGAACUAAUAGCGCCUGAAGUCUCACCAACGUUGAACGAAACUGCUCUAUAUGUCGCUCAAUGAGAACCUGACAGCAGUGUUUCCUUAAGGAGUUCCAAAAGCCAAUUGUUUUCUUCCUGAAAUAUGUACCUGCAGGAAAGUGUAGCCAUGAAGAUUUCUCAGUGUGUCCUUGAGAAGCAGAAUUGUUCAUAGCGUAGCUUAGUAUUCAAGGGAUGAAUGUAUUUAUUUCACAAACUGACUGCCAAAAUGGUUGCAAAGAUAUUGCAGUCCAUACUAGGCCACUUUGUCUUCAAGAUGUUAAGGGAAUAAUCUCUUUUAGAUUUUCUUUACAUCCGUUUGCCUUUUGCACAUCAUUGCAUCUUUACUUAACUGGAUUAUCUAUUUUAGUCAUGGCAAGUGCAUUUUCCCUUAAUGCACAGCGGUCAAUUGACUUUUCGUCCCGUUCGAUGCAACUGCCAUGUGAUUGUAAUGUCUCCUGUCCUGACUUGUAUGUUGGCAAGUAUUCCUUCUAAACACCACCGGUUUCACUUUUGUGUUUUUUAAUUUAAAUCGAUAAAAAUAUGGUGCAAGUAAGAGUAAUGAGUUGCUGCUGUAGAACAACGGUGCGUUUUCUGUUGCCCGAUGUCUUGGGGAAAUAUAACCUAUUCAUAUGUAGGGGCUACUGUAUCUUUAAAGGAUAAGUACAUCUUUAAAAUAACAGAAUGUAAAAUUGAUUAGAGUGCUAUACUAAUAAGUUUUGUAAUUUACAUUCAUUAUUUAUUUUCUUUUUAUUCCAAGAUAUUAAGGGAUAAAUGUGCUGUUAAUAUGAAUGAAUUAUGUUCCAACAUCGCCACCUGCUGGUCAGUUUCUGACCAGUCUGACCACCAAGUAGUCAAGGAAUUUGUCAGGAGAGAGAAAGCGGCUGCUCUGAUGUUCUUCUGCUUAGGAAAGAUUUGAGAAAGGUUUCUAAUUGUUUUCCUAAGCAAAAGAACAUUAGAGCAACAUCUUUUGGUGUUACUGUUCCUUUAAACAAUAUUUUUUAUGCCAAUCUUCCACCUCCCAAAAAAGAAAUCUUUGACCUUUACAAGAAAUAGUCGAAGAUAUACAGGGCAUUGCAUAAGAAAGGCAAGAAGUAGAGCAAUAUUGUCACUAAAUAAAAUGAUACCCUCACAACACUCACGGUGGACCAAUAAAGUUCUCCCAUUCAUGCA